ACCAAAUGUCUAAAAUGCUUACUUUUGUCCAAGAAUUUCCUGCUGAUCGCUCAAAAGUGGGUAAUACAGAGCGUACGGUACACGGAACAACCACUCCUAGGCCACUGAAUGCAUUUUUUUGCUACAGACGAGAAAAAAUGAGAAACCCAGAUCCGUCUUGGAUAAAAUUACAUCAAAGCGAGAUUUCAGCACUUCUUGGCAGGAUGUGGAAAGACGAGCCCGAAGAAGUAAAAAAAGAAUUCCACAUGAAGGCAGAUAAAGCAGCAAUAGAGCAUAUAGAAGCCCAUCCAGGAUACAAGUUUUCUCCAAAACAAACAAAGAAGGUCAAGGCACCACUAGCUAGUAAAGUGUUCACUACCGAAAAGGAAUUAUCUCUAGUAAAUAGAGCAAAGAAGCCGGAUAGAGCAGUGCCAAUUGCUAUGAACGAGACCACAUGUCAACUAUCUGAAAGACAAAUAGAAGAUCUGUUCACAACUGCAAUUAAUGAAUUAAUUGAUCCAACUACGCUUGAAUUCAAAGAAAGCAAAUUUGAUCAUUUGGAGGAAGUUCCUUCGCUUCCUUCUGAUAUAUUAAGCAAUGAGUAUUUGCUUCAAGAGAGUCUAAACACAGAUAUGCUUACUAGAUUUCUGAUAUUCCAUUAAC
Molecule: messenger RNA, 642 nt
Organism: Gilbertella persicaria
Lineage: Eukaryota; Fungi; Mucoromycota; Mucoromycetes; Mucorales; Choanephoraceae
Exons: 1
Coding region: 6-641 (211 amino acids)
Biological process (GO): anatomical structure morphogenesis; regulation of DNA-templated transcription; cell differentiation
Molecular function (GO): RNA polymerase II cis-regulatory region sequence-specific DNA binding; DNA-binding transcription factor activity, RNA polymerase II-specific
Source: RefSeq, a predicted model, not a curated record